AUGAAACUUUCAAUCGCCAUAUUGUCAUCGAUCCUGCUUGCUUGCUCGGUCACUGUUGCCAAUCCAGUUCUUGACAGUUCGACUACAAGUACUGCAACUACUACUUCGUCAGCAUAUCCUAGUGCAACUGAAACGAGCGGACCUGACUUGACGAAACUAUUCGAUCCAUAUAGUGUAUAUAUGUCUGAUUGCUACCCAAUUGAUUUUGAUGGAAUCACACUGAUUGAGUCACUUGCAGAAGGUGUACAUAAACUUGAAAAACUAUCGCGAUAUAUUGACACGAAAAGAGAGACAAUUAGCGAACAAAAAAAAGUGGUUGGUGAGUUGAUGCAAGAAAUUGACCAAUUAAGAAAAACCCAUUCAGGCCGUAGAUCGGAGAUGAAGGAACUCAAGUUUACGCUUGGUGCCAAGCUUGAAGAUCUUAGAAGAAACAAAAGACAUUUGAGAAGGUCCAUCAAGGAGUAUUCGGAUACGAAUCAACAAAAUGUUCGAACACGAGCGAUGCUUGGAGAGUACUUUGCAAAACAUCAUUCGGUUGGAUCAACGAACUCUGACGGUACGAUAAACACUGAACCAUAUCCUGGAUUCACGAAAUGUUUUGAUUAUUUCUACUAUCGUUUACCACAAUGA
This is a messenger RNA of Batrachochytrium dendrobatidis JAM81, 630 nucleotides long. RefSeq lists its product as uncharacterized. The transcript has a single exon. NCBI's taxonomy places the organism in Eukaryota, Fungi, Chytridiomycota, Chytridiomycetes, Rhizophydiales. Bases 1 to 630 code for a protein of 209 amino acids. The record is from RefSeq and is a predicted model, not a curated record.